Messenger RNA from Suillus paluster, 1177 nucleotides. RefSeq names its product Alpha/Beta hydrolase protein. Gene Ontology annotation, biological process: proteolysis. Bases 1 to 972 code for a protein of 323 amino acids. NCBI's taxonomy places the organism in Eukaryota, Fungi, Basidiomycota, Agaricomycetes, Boletales, Suillaceae. The record is from RefSeq and is a predicted model, not a curated record. Gene Ontology annotation, molecular function: aminopeptidase activity. Gene Ontology annotation, cellular component: cytoplasm. The transcript has 15 exons.
AUGUAUUCUCCCAUCAAGCCCUACGAGUCUGGUUUUUUCCCGGGUGUGAAUUCAGAGAAACAUAAACUUUAUUAUGAGGUGAGUGGGAACAAGGAAGGCGAUCCAGUCGUCUUUCUCCACGGCGGUCCGGGGGGAGGGACAGAUGCGAAGGAUAGGCAAUUCUUUAAUCCUGAGAAAUACAAGGCAAGUAACAGUCGUGUGAUUGUCCUGUUUGAUCAACGGGGUGCAGGAAAGUCCAUCCCGAGCGCGGAAUUGGAGAACAACACUACGUGGGACCUCGUGAAAGACAUCGAGGCUCUUCGGCAGAAGCUAGGUGUUGCGAAAUGGCACGUAUUUGGUGGUAGCUGGGGCUCUACGCUCUCCCUUGCAUAUGCAGAGACCCAUCCAGACCGAGUCAAAUCGCUCGUUCUCCGCGGAAUAUUCACCCUAAGACCAAGCGAACUACGAUUCUUCUAUCAAGAUGGCGCUUCCCAUCUCUUCCCCGAACAAUGGGACGAAUACCUAGCUCCGAUUCCAGAGGCUGAACGGCAUGACAUGAUGAAGGCGUAUCACAGCCGCUUGAACUCUUCGGAUGCAAAGAUCAGUCUAGCCGCUGCAAAGGCCUGGGCGAAGUGGGAGAUGGCUACAUCAAGGUUGAUUGUGGACGCAGCGGCUAUCGCCCACGCGGAGGAAGAUGGCUUUGCAACUGCAUUUGCGCGGAUUGAAAACCACUAUUUCAUCAAUGAGGGCUUCAUGCGCGAUGGCCAACUGCUCGAAAAGCAGGAAAUCGAUAAGAUCCGUCACAUUCCAACUAUCGUGGUUCAAGGAAGAUACGAUGUCGUAUGUCCCGCGACCACUGCGUGGGCACUGAAACGCGCUUGGCCAGAAAUUACUCUGCACAUCAUUCCAGAUGCAGGGCACUCUUCGCGCGAGCCUGGCAUCGAGAAGAAGCUUGUAGAGGCGGCGGACACAAUGGCUUCCAAGGGUUUGUAGGAAUGCGAGACUUUGUGGUCGGAACAAAGGGACCCUGAAGUACGAAACUAUAUGAUGUAAGAUAUUGAAUACAUACCUCCCCAAGGGUGCGCCGCGACACCCUUGGUUGAUCCAUAGUCUUCGGGUUCGUAAUCAUGAACUGUUGGGCUGCAUCUGAUGCACCGGAGAGGCGCGCAAGAUACAGUCCCGUCACGAGAAAGCUACA